Pseudoliparis swirei is the source of this 3261-nucleotide messenger RNA. RefSeq lists its product as uncharacterized. Lineage: Eukaryota; Metazoa; Chordata; Actinopteri; Perciformes; Liparidae. Bases 1 to 3261 code for a protein of 1086 amino acids. The transcript has 5 exons. The record is from RefSeq and is a predicted model, not a curated record. Gene Ontology annotation, molecular function: nucleic acid binding.
AUGGACCUAGCAGAGCACAUGUCCCAGCAAUGGGAGAGAAUGGAGCAGACCCUCCAGGCUAUAACCCUUAGCCUACAGUCAAGCAACACCCGUCUUGACCAGCACGAACAAGCACUAGUUCACCACAAGGAAGCAGAAGAUCGCCAGCAGAGGGAGGCUACUCGACAGCAUGCAGAGCUGGGGACGCAGCGGGAGCGUAUGGUCCACCAGCAGGCGCUGCUUACUUCCCAGCGCGACAGCAUGACUCUCCAGCAGGAGAACCGCAUCGCUAUGAUGGCAGCAAGGGGGGUUGUCAAGGUUUUCUUACACAACAAGGCCUUGAAAUGGGCUGCCGCAGUCUGGGCGAAGCAGGGCUCAGUAUGCUCUUCCUUCAAGGAUUUCAAGGAAGAAAUGUUACUGGUCUUUGACCAGUCCAUGACCGGGCCAGACACUGCCAAGCUGCUAAUGACCAUUCGGCAGGACAAGCGUUCCGUUACGGACUAUGCCAUUGAGUUCCGCACUCUCGCAGAGGAAAGUGAAUGGAACGACAAGGCUCUGGUAAUGGCCUUCCACCACGGGCUGUCGGACGCCCUGAACGACGGGUUGGCUUCGAUCGGGUGCCCCAGGGAGUUAGAACCUCUGAUUGCCCACGCCGUGCGAUUGGACAACCGUAUGAGGGAGCGUCGCGGGGACCAGGGGGUCUCCUGGCUACUACCAGCAGAUUCUGGGAGGUCCAAGUCAAGUGAAGAUCCCGAGCCUAUGCAGCUGGGCGGGGCCCGACUGUCGGCCAAAGAGAAGGAGCGGCGGAAGCCACUGGGAAACGGCAGCGUGACCCGAGUCACAUCACGGGUGAGGUUGCAACUGGGAGAUCAUCGUGAGGAGAUCUCCCUAAACCUGAUCUGCUCUCCGGAGUUUCCGGUGGUCUUGGGGUUCCCGUGGCUCAACCGCCACAACCCCCAUCUUGACUGGGUAACGGGCCGCAUCCUCGAAUGGGGUCCUACCUGCCACGCCACCUGUCUCUUCAUUUAUUCUCCGCUUUGUUUUCCCAAGCCUCCUGAGCCUGCUGAACUGUCGCUGGUGCCGGCAGAGUACCUGGAUCUGCAGGAGGUGUUCAGCAAGAGCCGGGCCGCUUCUCUUCCACCUCACCGGCCAUACGACUGCUCAGUCGAGCUACAACCAGGUACCAGUCCAACCAGAGGGCGGAUUUUUUCCCUUUCCCGUCCAGAAAGGAGGGCCAUGGACGAUUACAUCAGGGACGCUCUAGCGUCCGGGUUCAUCCGUCCGUCCACGUCCCCUGCCGGAGCGGGGUUUUUCUUCGUGGGCAAGAAGGAUGGUUCCCUGCGGCCCUGUAUCGACUACCGGAGCCUUAACAAGAUCACCAUCCGUAAUCGCUAUCCCCUGCCACUGAUGUCCACAGCAUUUGACCUCCUCCAGGGUGCAAGCAUUUUUACCAAACUAGACCUGCGAAAUGCGUACCACCUGGUCCGCAUCCGGAAGGGGGACGAGUGGAAGACGGCCUUCAACACCCCGACGGGGCACUACGAAUACCAGGUGAUGCCUUUCGGCCUAACUAAUGCUCCGGCCGUGUUCCAGGCCCUGAUCAAUGACUGUCUCCGUGACAUGAUUAAUCACUUCGUUUUCGUGUACCUGGACGAUAUUUUGAUUUUCUCCAGUUCUCUGCAGGAACAUCGCCUACAUGUCCGACAAGUUCUCAAGAGACUCCUUAAGAACCAUCUUUUUGUGAAACCCCAUCAGUGCGAAUUCCACAGGCCUGAGGUUACCUUCCUGGGGUACAUCCUCAGGGAGGCCCAGAUUGAGAUGGACCCAAAGAAGACGAAGGCAGUGAGGGACUGGGAGGCCCUUAACUCCGUUAAGGGGGUGCAGCAGUUCCUGGGCUUUGUACAUUUUUAUAGGAGGUUCAGCCGAGGCUUUAGUUCUAUUGCAGAACCCAUCUCCGCCCUUACCAAGAAGGGUCGGGGUCCCUUUGUCUGGUCCUCUAAGGCGGAGGAGGCCUUUUGUGAACUGAAGAGAAGGUUCUCCUCAGCCCCCAUUCUCGUCCUUCCGGACCCAUCCCUGCCUUUCACGGUGGAGGUGGAUGCCUCUGAGGUAGGGGUUGGGGCUAUACUCUCACAGAGGGCUCAGGACGACAAGAUCCACCCCUGCGCGUUCUUCUCCCACCGGCUGAGUCCUGCAGAAUCCCGGUACGACGUGGGUGACCGGGAGUUGCUGGCCGUCAAGCUGGUGCUCGAGGAGUGGAGGCACUGGCUGGAGGGCGCUCAACAUCCGUUCCUGGUGUGGACGGACCAUCGGAACCUUGAGUACCUCCAGGUCGCCAAGCACCUCAACCCCCGACAGUCUCGAUGGUCCCUGUUUUUUAGUCUGUUCGACUUUACCCUUUCCUACCGCCCGGGGUCAAAGAACAUCAAGCCCGACGCCUUGUCCCGGCAGUUUCCCUCGGAUAGCCAAGAUAAGGAAGAGAGGUCCGUCAUUCCUCUCUCCCGGAUCGUGGCAUCCAUCCGCUGGGGGAUUGAGGCCAAGUUUUCUUCCAGGGUGUGGUGGGCCUUCUGCAAGAUCAUUGGGGCGACGGUCAGCCUCUCCUCUGGCUUCCACCCUCAGUCGAACGGACAGACGGAGAGGAUGAACCAGGAGCUCGAGACCACCCUUAGGUUUGGGUUCCAGCCUCCCUUGUUUGCAGAGCAGGAGGAGGAGGUCGGGGUGCCCUCUGUUCAACACUUCAUGAGAAGGUGUAGGCGGACCUGGAAGAAGGCCCGGCAGAACCUGGUGCGCACCGCGAGGACCAACCAGUCCCAGGCCAACCGGCGCCGGCGACCUGCUCCAUCCUUCCAUCGGGUGUGGUUGUCCGCACGGAAUAUUCCCUUGCGAGUGGAGUCCCGCAAGCUGGCGCCUCGGUUUAUUGGUCCGUUCAGGGUCGUCCGGAGGAUCAACCCGGUGACCUACCAGCUCCAGCUUCCUCGCACCCUGAGGAUUAACCCCUCUUUCCAUGUUUCCCUCCUGCGACCCCUUCUGUCCUCUCCUCUGGCUCCGGCUGCCAAGCCCCCUCCCACCCCCCGCAUCGUGGGUGGACAGCCCGCCUUCACAGUUCGCCGGUUGCUGGACUCCCGUCGGGCGGGGCGCGGGUUACAGUACCUGGUGGACUGGGAGGGUUACAACGCAGAGGAGCGCUCAUGGGUCCCAGCCCGGAACAUUUUUGACGACUCCCUCAUCAGUGACUUUCACCGCAAGCAUCCUGAUUGCCCAGGGGUCGUCAGGAGACUCCCCUAA